AUACCUCCACUUCGUUCCGUGCAUCACACACACAUACACACAUACAUACAUACAUAACGUCCCAAAGUAAACUCUUUCCCCUUGACAACAUGGCAUCCAACAACAACCAGCCAGCCGCUUCCAAGACCUACAAGCAGCAGGCCUCGGACUUCUACAGCCGCCAGUACGACUCCUGGGUCCCCUGGAUGGAGGACCAGUAUCUGAAGUGGUUCACAAAGGACAACAAGGCCUCCUACGCCACGAAACAGCAGCUCGACAAGACGAAAAUAACCGGCGUAUCGCAGGUCGACAACCUGCAAGACGGCGUUAACAAUCUCGUCGGCGGGCAAGUCGGCCAGGGCGGCCUCGCGCAACCCCUCGGCGACGCGGUGUCCAAGGAGGGCGUCAACCGCGCCGAGCGGGGCGGGAAAGACGAGCAGGGACGGAACCUCGAGAGCCAGGGUCCGCUGGGCGGGUAUGGCAGCGGUGCUGUGGAGGGGAUUAAGGGGGCGGGAGGUAGUCUCGCCGGAGGGGCGAAGAGUGCGGGUGGGUAUGUUGGGGGAUUGUUUGGUGGUGGGAAAGGGGGCGAUGAGCCGGCUGGGAAGAAGUGAGGUUGUGGGGUUCGAUGUGAAGGUCAGUGAUGGGAGGAGUUAUGAGGUGAGGAUGGGAGAUACAAUGAUACCACCGGAAGUUUUUGUUACUCAC
This is a messenger RNA of Aaosphaeria arxii CBS 175.79, 684 nucleotides long. RefSeq lists its product as uncharacterized. The record is from RefSeq and is a predicted model, not a curated record. Lineage: Eukaryota; Fungi; Ascomycota; Dothideomycetes; Pleosporales. Bases 90 to 590 code for a protein of 166 amino acids. The transcript has 2 exons.